AUGCAGGUAUUUCUGCCUGGCGAUCAAGUUCCCACUGGUCACAUCCCAACGUCUCAAAAGCGCAAAAUCGGCCAAGGACUGCAACAAGCAGCAGAUGCCAACUUCCUAGCGACCAUUGGAGGAUUCUUGGAUGUUGACUACCGCAAGAAGACUGCACAAAUAGCCACUCCAGAUGCUCGUUACAUCCCCAGACCAGGGGACCUCGUGAUCGCUCAAGUACGAAUCUCGACUGCAGACUUUUUCCAUGUCUACAUCAACCGUUACUCGCCUCAAGCCUUUUUGCCACAAUUAGCCUUUGAGGGUGCAACCAAGAAGACGAGACCUCAACUGAAAACCAAUGACCUCGUCUAUGCCAAAGUUGUCUCAGCGCAGAAGAACAUGGAGAUCGAAUUAAGUUGUGUGAAUCCAUCCACGGGAAAGGCGGAACCAGAUGGGUUGGGCCCGCUUAGCGGUGGCAUGGUAUUUGAUGUCAGUCCCGGCCUUGCUGAGAGACUUCUCAAGAAGCAAGGUGUUGCAGCGCUGGAGGAACUGGGCUCGAAACUUCAGGGCGGAUUCGAGAUUGCAGUCGGCAAAAAUGGGAAAGUGUGGGUUGAGUGUCCUGAGGCUGGCGUAAAGGGAAUUUGUGCCGUUGGGCGAUGUCUGAGGGAGAUGGACGAGAACGAGUUAAAAGAGAGGGAGCAGAAGAAGCUAGUGAAUAGGAUCAUAGGGGAUAUGGAACGCGGCUGA
Molecule: messenger RNA, 726 nt
Organism: Cladophialophora bantiana CBS 173.52
Lineage: Eukaryota; Fungi; Ascomycota; Eurotiomycetes; Chaetothyriales; Herpotrichiellaceae
Exons: 1
Coding region: 1-726 (241 amino acids)
Biological process (GO): exonucleolytic trimming to generate mature 3'-end of 5.8S rRNA from tricistronic rRNA transcript (SSU-rRNA, 5.8S rRNA, LSU-rRNA); U4 snRNA 3'-end processing; poly(A)-dependent snoRNA 3'-end processing
Cellular component (GO): nuclear exosome (RNase complex); cytoplasmic exosome (RNase complex)
Molecular function (GO): RNA binding
Source: RefSeq, a predicted model, not a curated record